AUGGAAAUGACCUCUAACGAUGAUUUAAAGAAUUAUUUGAGAACAGCCCUAAAUGAUGAUGGAUUUUUAGGUGAAAUUAAAGCUGAUAUAUUGAAGAAGAUUUUUAAAAAAAUAAAGAAUCAAUCACCUGAAUUGAAAACAUCUCCUGCUUCAGAUAUACAUUCAAAUAUCAAAUUACUAAUUAAUGAAUUAAUAAUUGAAUAUUUAAACUUUGAAAAUUUAUCAUUUACAGAAUCUGUUUUUCGUCAGGAGUCCGGUCAUGGUAAUUUACAUAAUUUACCUAGGCAAUUCCUAUGUCAAACAUUACAAAUUAAACCAACUGUAAAUAUUAAAUCGUUAAUUCUUAAAAAUAAUAAUAAUAAUAAUGGCGAAAACCCAUUAAAUAAUCAAAAAUCUUCUACAGAAUUAAUUGAACAACCAAUCCCUUUAUUAUUCUAUAUUGUACAUUAUCUUAUGGUAAAUGGUUUAGAUAGAGUACAUAACCAUGAGUUAUGUAAUAAAGAUUUUUCAAGUCAAGAGCAAAAAUCAAUCACUAAUGGUCGGUCUAUAAAUAAUCGAAAUAAUGAAGAUGAUUACAAUCACACUUCUCUCCAAACUACACAAAAGCACUUUCAUCCAGAACAUAUUUUAAUUCAUAAACCAACUGAUAAUACAAAUUGGAUUAAUUCUGAAUCUGAUUUGUAUUAA
Messenger RNA from Schistosoma guineensis, 687 nucleotides. The record is from the annotation of a GenBank genome assembly. NCBI's taxonomy places the organism in Eukaryota, Metazoa, Platyhelminthes, Trematoda, Strigeidida, Schistosomatidae.